Molecule: messenger RNA, 1056 nt
Organism: Entamoeba invadens IP1
Lineage: Eukaryota; Evosea; Mastigamoebida; Endamoebidae
Exons: 1
Coding region: 1-1056 (351 amino acids)
Source: RefSeq, a predicted model, not a curated record
AUGGAGGAGACAACACAGAAAUUCAUUAGUACAAUUGAUUCCUUAAAUCCCCGAAUAGAUGUCUCCUUUGAAAUCAUCAAAAACGACUUGAAGAUGUACCUCUUGAAACUUCAACACACCGAUUUGAAUGAAGCUGACAUUCCUUCCGAACGAUUACAAAAGCUUGAGAAUCGGCGAACGGAGUUAACACGGAAGGUCGAAUCGCUGCAACGGAACAUCGAGAACGUCUCGAUAGCCGUCAAAGCGAUCUCGACAUUCAUCGGAAACUCGACGGAGGAGAUUCGUCUUGACGUCGAACUUCGGAAGAAUAGUGAGCGGAAAGAGGAGUUGGGAGUGAUCUAUGACAAAGAUGUAGUAGGUGAUUUAAUCGAAAUUGGGUUUGAUGGGAUUAAAGAGGCGCCGUUAAUGAUGAAUGAGAGUGAGACGAUUUUGAUCCAAAAGUGGACGAAUUUACUUGUCGAGAAGGUCAUCUUUGAUUCGUACCCAUCGACGGACAAAAAGAACAAUUUUCUGAAGGCGGAUAUUGUCGGGAAGAGCAAUUUGUUAUUUGUGAUAGAGAGUGUUGAUGGCGAGAAAUACGGGGGAUAUGUUAAAGAGUCGAUACAUGAACAGGGAGUUUAUGUCAAAGAUGAGAACGCUUUUGUGUUCACUUUCAAUACGAAAGGAAGACUUGAGUCCCCUUUGAUGUUUAAAAUGAAGAAAGAAUGCGCAGAUAAAGCUUUUGUAUUCUGUAAACAGAAACAACGAUCGCUGUGUGUGUUUGGGGAGAAAGAUAUUUGUAUAGGAAAGAGGAAGAGAGGGUCGUAUUAUUGUGUACAAAAGUGUUUUGAGUAUAAUGGAAUUGAAAAUGCAUUGACCGGUGUCGGGGGGAAUAUCCCAUUGAAAAUUAAAAGAUACGUCUUGUAUCAAAUGUGCCAAAAUUCUAUUGGGGGAAAUAAUACACUGACAGCUCAAACAUUAAUACAAGACACUCACUUAAAUCAUGACGAAGAAAAGAACCCACUUCAUGUCGAGGUUCCAACAGAAGUAUUACAUAUCCAACAAGAUAAGAAUUAA